Durio zibethinus is the source of this 1254-nucleotide messenger RNA. Lineage: Eukaryota; Viridiplantae; Streptophyta; Magnoliopsida; Malvales; Malvaceae. The record is from RefSeq and is a predicted model, not a curated record.
AUGUUAAAUCUUUCUUACAACGAUCUGUCUGGUGAAAUUCCAGCCUCUUUUCAGCAGCUCCGAGGCUUGUCCUCCGUUGACAUAUCAUACAAUGAGUUGCAGGGUCCCAUUCCCAACUGCCAAGCAUUUCAAAAUGCUUCAAUAGAAGCAUUACGAGGGAACAAAGGUUUGUGUGGCAAUGUUAGCGGAUUGCCACCCUGCACACCUUUUUCUAGGAAGGGCCACAACGCCAAGAUCAUCUUUGCAAUUAUAUUCCCUCUAUCGGCAGUUGCUUCUCUCCCGAUUUCAUCAAUUGCUUUGUUGUUCAUCUUCAAAAAAAGGAAGAAAGAUGCGGACGAAGAAAGACAAAGCAGUGUGAAUGAUGAAAUUUUUUUGUCAACAUCUUCCUUCAAUGGAAGAAUACUAUAUGAAGAGAUCAUUAGAGCUACCAAAGAUUUCGAUGCUCAAUAUUGUAUUGGAAAUGGAGGAUAUGGAAAUGUAUACAAAGCGGAGCUGUCAUCAGGUGAUAUUGUAGCUGUGAAGAAAUUGCAUCCAUUGCAUAGUGGUGAAACGGCAGAUCAAAAGCAAUUCCUGAAUGAGGUAAGGGCAUUGAUAGAAACACGACAUCGAAAUAUUGUGAAGUUCUAUGGUUUUUGUUCAUUUGCAAAACGCUCCUUCUUGGCUUACAAGUACCUUGUAAGGGGUAGUUUGGCUUCUGUUCUAAGCAACGAUGAAGAAGCUAAGAAAUUGGACUGGAAUAAGAGGGUGAAUAUCAUAAAAGGUGUUGUUCACGCCCUCUCUUAUUUGCACCAUGACCGUUCACCACCGAUUGUUCAUCGGGACAUAACGAGCAGCAACAUUUUGCUUGAUCUAGAGUUUGAAGCUCAUGUUUCAGACUUUGGCACUGCGAAGCUUCUCAAUCCAGACUCAUCCAAUUGGACUAAUAUUGCUGGAACAUACGGAUAUCUUGCACCUGAGCUUUCCCACACAAUGAAAGUUACUGAAAAAUGCGAUGUGUAUAGUUUCGGAGUGCUGGCAUUGGAAGUGAUAGUGGGGGCAUAUCCGAGGGAUUUCCUCUCUAAUCUAUCAGUUCUAUCUCCUGGACUGCAGCUUCUGCUAAACAAUAUGCUGGAUCAAAGGCUUUCACCUCCACCGCCAGAAGUUGAGAGCAAACUCGUAAUCAUCCUGAAGGUGGCUGUUUCAUGUUUGGAUAACAAUCCAAAAUGUAGGCCAACCAUGUACACUGUUUCUCAGCUGUUGUCCGACCGAAUCUAG